Messenger RNA from Malaya genurostris, 2457 nucleotides. RefSeq names its product probable cytochrome P450 301a1, mitochondrial (gene Cyp301a1). The record is from RefSeq and is a predicted model, not a curated record. Gene Ontology annotation, molecular function: iron ion binding; monooxygenase activity; heme binding. NCBI's taxonomy places the organism in Eukaryota, Metazoa, Arthropoda, Insecta, Diptera, Culicidae. Bases 552 to 2285 code for a protein of 577 amino acids. The transcript is spliced from 7 exons.
UGCCGUGGCAAUAUGAGUUUCAUCUGACCGAGUUAGCCAGUAAGAAGAAUCGAUUGGCGCGCAUUGAAAUCUUUGUGUGAUUUAACGUUGCCGUGAACAAGAAAUAAGUACCACUUGUAAACCCAUUCAACCAGUACCAGUGUUUGAAACCAGACAAAAACAUCGCUUGGCACAAAUGCUUCCUUGUUCAGUGUAGACACACAUAAUCGUCUAGAAGCAGUCUGUUCAGCGAAAGUGAAACUACUCAAUUCUCCUAGAGACGUUAACCAAAACAAAGUGAAAAGAGAAGAUGUUGUGCAAGAAAAAAAAACGUAAAAUUACCAAACUGUCUAGCGUGCAUAAAAUACCACUAAAAGGGGCCCCGAGUCGCCCCCGGCGGUCCGUAACCCAUUGAGGCAAUUUCUCGCUCGUCUGGCCACCAUCGACUGAUCAUUGAUAGAUCCGUUCGGACAUCGGAACCGAAUCGUGGAAAUUCACACAAACUCCGAAGCAUACCGUCGGUUGCUAUCAUAUCAUAGCGAGUUACCGAGUGCAAAAGUGAUCCGAUAAAAAUGAACAGCACACGGCACCGGUUGAUACGCAGUUUGAAUAGAUUAGUGUCUACUUCGGCCUCGUCUUCCGUGUCCCCAACGGCUUCGGCCACUGCAGCCACCGGCAACAGCAACUCAGCCGGCAAACCACAGGGCAAUAAAAUACCUAGCUCCAGCUAUGCAACGUCAACGUGUCCCCACAUGGUGGAAGUGGCGGAGGCUACAGCGUCCAUCAAUACUCGGCUGCACGGUUAUCCGGUGCAGCAAACCCCUCCGACCAUCAAGCUGGAGAAUGCCCGACCGUACUCGGAAGUUCCGGGUCCGAAACCACUGCCAAUCCUCGGAAAUACCUGGCGAGUAUUUCCCAUCAUCGGCCAGUACAAAAUUUCCGAUGUCGCGAUGAUAUCUUUCCUGCUAUAUGAGCACUUCGGUCGAAUAGUUCGACUGGGCGGUCUCAUCGGUCGGCCAGAUCUACUGUUCGUUUACGAUGCUGACGAAAUCGAAAAGGUGUACCGCAACGAGGGUCCCACGCCAUUCCGACCGUCUAUGCCGAGCUUGGUCAAGUACAAAAGUGAGCUUCGGAAGGAUUUCUUUGGAGAUUUGCCAGGUGUCGUCGGAGUUCACGGAGAACCAUGGCGAGAAUUCCGUUCACGUGUGCAGAAGCCAGUUUUGCAGCUUUCCACCGUUCGCCGAUAUGUAACUCCGCUGGAACAGGUAACCGAGGAAUUUAUCGAUCGUUGCAACCAAAUGCUUGACAGCAACCAGGAGCUACCCGAUGAUUUUGAUAAUGAGAUUCACAAAUGGUCCCUAGAAUGUAUUGGGCUGGUAGCUUUGGAUGCUCGUUUGGGGUGCUUGGAACCCAAUUUGGAUCCGAAUUCGGAACCCCAGCAGAUUAUCAAUGCGGCCAAAUAUGCACUACGAAACGUUGCUACGUUAGAGUUGAAAGCACCCUACUGGAGGUAUUUCCCAACCCCACUAUGGACAAAAUACGUAAACAAUAUGGAUUACUUCGUGAAAGUUUGUAUGAAAUAUAUUAAAAAUGCCACCAGUCGAAUGAAGCUGAACGAAGGUCGGGCCUUGGAUGGUGAGCCAUCGCUGUUGGAACGCGUAAUCAAAAGUGGAAAUAACGAAAAAUUGGCAGUAAUUAUGGCACUCGACUUGAUCUUGGUCGGCAUCGAUACCAUAUCGAUGGCAGUUUGUUCAAUCUUGUACCAGCUGGCAACACGACCUGUGGAACAGCAAAAACUGUACGAAGAGCUGAAACGAAUUAUGCCGGAUCCUAAGACUCCCUUAACGUUUCAAUUGCUGGACCAGGCUCACUACCUAAAAGCAUUUAUUAAGGAAGUUUUACGAGUAUAUAGCACCGUUAUUGGCAAUGGCCGAACCUUGCAGGAAGAUACGGUCAUCUGCGGAUAUCGAAUUCCAAAAGGGGUCCAGUGCGUCUUCCCCAAUCUUGUCACUGGAACGAUGGAAGAAUACGUAACUGACGCUCAAAGUUUCAAACCGGAACGCUGGUUGAAGCCCAGCCAGGGUGGAACUGGAGAUAAUCUGCACCCUUUUUCGACAUUACCGUACGGAUACGGAGCGCGGAUGUGUCUCGGGCGUCGCUUUGCCGAUUUGGAAAUGCAAAUUCUGCUAGCUAAGCUGCUCCGUUCGUACAAGCUUGAGUACCAUCACGAUCCAUUGAAAUAUGUCGUUACCUUCAUGUACGCCCCCGAAGGUGCCCUCAAGUUCAAGAUGACACCACGUGAAUGACUAUCCGAUGCACAGGUUCAGGUGAAAACGUACGGGUGCCCAUAAUGUUCACUAAAGUAACUCACCGGGGUUCGAGUUUAACCAGGUUUAUUUUGUAAAUAUGCACUUAGCCUAAUUUUAUACUUCAAACAUGUGUAAUUUCAAGAACUUUCUAAUAAAUACCUUCGUAAAA